AUGGCACCCUCCUUUCUCAAGGAACUCCGGCGGCGGUCCAAGUCUAGUUUCAGAACCGACAGGAGCACUGAGUCAAGUGAGGCCUCCACCGUUUCCUCCGUGCCAGUAGCCAAAUCCUCUUCGACCCUCUCGAACGGGACCUUCGGUGGGACUACCCCUCCAACCGUCACCAAUUCGCCAUCCGCGGCGUCCAGUCUCCAGAAUCUCAUGAUGGCCAAGGCCCCUCCUCCUGUACCUCCCUCUCGCCCAGCUGUCUCAACCUCCCCGAACAAGAGGUAUAGCGUGUCAGGCAUGGCGGGCCUGGGCUCUCCCUCACCACAAUCAACACUUCCGACCUCCCUAUAUGCUCCACGGGUUUUAUCAAUUGCGGACAACACAUGGGUAUAUCAGAAGGUUCUUUCGCUCUAUGGAACAAUCGCAGAUCCAGCAACCCAGGCUUUGGAAGGGAAUCUCACAAUUAGCCGGCUCGAUGAUGGGUUUCCACCGACCUACUGGCCUGUUGCCGAGUCCCAUUUCAAAGCUCUUGUAUAUCUCGUACCAGGCCCUAACCGGUUGAGACUGGACUUCAGCUCGCCAAAGCUUGCGAAUAAUAACACAUCAAACCCCAUCCACUCCUCCUACCUCACAAUCCACAUGCUCCCACCGCUCUGCUCGCCGCCCCUGCAAUUGGUCAUUCUCUUAGCUAAGGACUCGCCGGGCACAUUUGAUACUGUACCUUCUCGAUUAGAGAAGGAGGGUAACGGCUUAAAAACCGCGAUUCGGAAGUACAGGAUGGCUGCGUAUCUUUGGCAAGCCUUCACAGCGGAACAAAUGUUCCGCAACAAACUCGGAAGGAGAGUAUUUAGGUUGGAGGAGGAGUGGACUACGGGCACAUCCAAUCACCGAGAUCGUGAAAUGGGUGUCAUGAGAAGUGAGGCAAAGGUCCAUGUUGUCCGGUCUGAUAAAACGAUGGCCGAGAUACGCGAUCUCGACCUGGCCCAGCAAAACCCUAAGGCUAAGCGGAGUGGUGAUCUGUAUGGCAUCGCUGCUGACGCUGUGAGAGAUUACUUUAAGCCAAUGCCGGGCCAGAAACAGUACGUUUCAGUGUUGAUCCUGGACUCCCAUUGGGAUAAGGCAAGUCAGACUAUCACUGGCCAUGCUGCCUUGGGUGGCCAAAGUGGAGAUAUACAGCUUGCUAUUUUCGGGUCUCAAGCAUUGCAAAGCUAUCCUUCGAGUAUCGAAGAGGUGGUUCCGGCCUUUUCUGAUUGCACGCCAACCGACACCAAUUACGUUGCUAACGAUUGCAACGAGUCGGGAAGCAACUGGGAAGCGGCGAACAUUGGAAUCGGUGCCCACAUGCACGAGGUGGGACAUUUAUUUGGAUGCCCUCAUCAGGAGAAUGGAGUUAUGCUUCGCGACUACGUGACCUUGAAUCGGACUUUUACAACUCGAGAACCAUAUUCGACUCGAACCAAGUCCAAAGGAGGAUUGGUUUUACGCCAAGAUGAAUGUACAUGGCACCGACUUGACUGUUUAAGGUUUAGAGCUCACCCCUGUUUCGCCCUGCCAACAGAUCCGCCCCGGCCGUGUGAUGACUCAGUGCAGGUAUGGCCGGUGGAUGCUGGAAAUGUCAUUAUUACUGCGGCAUCGGGCGUUGCAUUUAUCGAGAUAUUCACCGAGGGUGAUGACGUCUGCCACUUCUGGCAAGAGUUUUGUGAUGGCAAUGGCAGCGGGCAGAUCCAGAAACAGUACAUGUUAACGGAGCAGGAAUUGCGGAAUCGAUUGCCAGAGGAUCGAAAGAAAUCUAAGUUGCGGCUUUCCAUUAAAUCAGGUACUGGUGGUAGCCACGACGUCGAGAACUUCGAUCUACUAGCAUCCAAAGCCUCAAGAGUAAAACUUCCUAAUGGACAACUGGCAUUCAGGAGUAGUAAGCUGGGUCUCUCGCAGAUGGAAGGCUCCCAGCCGCAAGAGGUCAUAUUUGACAGUACAAUCCAUCAAACGAAACUAAUGACUCAGGUCAGGGUCUAUCACGGAUUUGCGCUGGAUGGAAUCGAGUUCAUCUACGAGGACUCCACGUCUCAACUAUUUGGCAAGCGGGGUGGUUCGCCUAGCGACUUUCUACUAGAUACCCGGCGUGGAGAGUAUGUAACUGGAUUCUUUGUUAGAAGUGGAUUCUGGGUGGAUGGAGUCGCCAUCAUAACCAGCCUUGGUAGAAAAUCGCCCAUUUUCGGGAAUCCUGACAGCGGCUCUGGACAUACUUUGAUACCCCCGAGAGGAUAUAGCAUUGCAGGAGUUACUGGAUCCUGUGCAAACUGGGUAGAUGGGUUUGGCAUCCUCAUUACUCGAUGA
Molecule: messenger RNA, 2328 nt
Organism: Venustampulla echinocandica
Lineage: Eukaryota; Fungi; Ascomycota; Leotiomycetes; Helotiales; Pleuroascaceae
Exons: 4
Coding region: 1-2328 (775 amino acids)
Cellular component (GO): cytoplasm
Source: RefSeq, a predicted model, not a curated record